Lachnellula hyalina is the source of this 1530-nucleotide messenger RNA. RefSeq names its product Cyrochrome P450 monooxygenase. Bases 1 to 1530 code for a protein of 509 amino acids. Gene Ontology annotation, molecular function: oxidoreductase activity, acting on paired donors, with incorporation or reduction of molecular oxygen; iron ion binding; heme binding. The transcript is spliced from 7 exons. NCBI's taxonomy places the organism in Eukaryota, Fungi, Ascomycota, Leotiomycetes, Helotiales, Lachnaceae. The record is from RefSeq and is a predicted model, not a curated record.
AUGGUAGGAUUUUGGAACUUGGCAAUUGCUGCCGUAUUUGGCCUCCUAUACUGCGUUGCCGUUAUCAUCUACCGCCUCUUCCUCAGCCCACUGUCAAAAUUCCCCGGUCCCAAACUUGCAGCAGCAACUCUCUGGUAUGAAUUCUACUACGAAGUUGUCAAAGAAGGACAAUUCAUGUUCAAAAUCCAGGAGUUGCAUAAGCAAUAUGGGCCCAUUGUCAGAAUCAGCCCCUUCGAACUUCACGUUGACGACCCAAAUGGCGAUUUUUACCACGUCGUGUUCUCUGGAACGGCAGUACGUGACAAGAACCCCUAUGAGAUUGCUCAGUUUGGAACCAAUGAUACCGGAUUCGGCACUGUUGACCAUUAUUUGCAUCGAAAGCGUCGACAAGCUCUCAACCCUUUCUUCUCCAUGGCCUCUAUCAAUCGUCUUGAGCCCAUCAUGAGGACGAUGAUUGAAAAGCUAUGUACACGGAUUGACGAGGCACAGAAAUUCAAGACGCCUCUGAACAUGCGCCUCGUUUAUCUAUGCUAUGCAACGGAUUUUAUAACUACCUAUGCGCUGAACAACUCUUGGAAUCAUCUGGAUAGCCCUGAUUUCUCGCCACUGUGGUGUCGGACAAUCAAGGAAACUGGCGCUAUGAGCAAGUGGACUAAACAAUUUCCGUUCCUGUACGGGUUCCUGACAAGUAUGCCUGACUGGCUUGUCGGAAAACUUAAUCCGGGAAUGAUUCUGGUUUUGGAUAUGCAGCGUAAAAUCAAGAGCAUGGUACAAGAUAUCAAUGAUGGCAAGGUCGGUGGAGAAGACGUCUCUCUCAACGGAGGUCCACGUACCGUCUUCCAAACACUCCUCAACAGCGACUUACCAGCUAGUGAGAAGAGCGUCCACCACUUGUGGCAGGAAGGGCAGAACGUCAUAGGCGCUGGUGCCGACGCAACAGCCUACGUACUUUCGAUUACCACUUUCCACCUACUAAACAAUCUAGACAAACUUGAGAAACUGCAAGCAGAACUUCGAUCUGUAGCUGCUUUUCUGCCAAACGGCCAAGGUUGGAAUCUGACAGCAGUACGACAGCUUCCAUACCUGACGAAUGUUGUUCUCGAAGGCUUAAGGUUGUCCUAUGGAACAUCCAGUCGCCUUACUCGGAUUGCUCCGAAUGAAAAUUUGAAGUUCCAAGACUGGGUCGUUCCUGCUGGCACACCAAUCUCAAUGACGGCGUACAUUAUGCAUCACAACGAGAAAAUAUUCCCCCAUUCCCAUAGCUUCGUCCCUGAGCGGUGGUCUGAGCGAGACGGUGGGACGCCAGGGCUCGAACGCUACAUGGUUUCUUUUUCCAAGGGCUCACGACAAUGCAUUGGUAUGAAUCUCGCUAAAGCUGAAAUCUCCUUAACACUGGCCACGCUAUUCCACCGAUAUCAGGACAUGGAACUAUUCGAUACGAAUUUCGAGCGCGAUGUCAAACUGACACAUGACAUGUUCUUGCCCCAGCCAAGCAAGGAGAGCAGGGGAAUACGAGUCGUUUUCAAGUGA